Chenopodium quinoa (quinoa) is the source of this 3452-nucleotide messenger RNA. RefSeq names its product serine/threonine-protein kinase/endoribonuclease IRE1b-like. Gene Ontology annotation, cellular component: IRE1-TRAF2-ASK1 complex. Gene Ontology annotation, molecular function: protein serine/threonine kinase activity; ATP binding; RNA endonuclease activity. The record is from RefSeq and is a predicted model, not a curated record. Gene Ontology annotation, biological process: protein phosphorylation; intrinsic apoptotic signaling pathway in response to endoplasmic reticulum stress; mRNA processing. The transcript has 6 exons. The coding region runs from base 560 to 3256 and encodes 898 amino acids. NCBI's taxonomy places the organism in Eukaryota, Viridiplantae, Streptophyta, Magnoliopsida, Caryophyllales, Amaranthaceae.
GACGAAAGAGGAAGAAGGUGGUGUCGGUGAAGACGAAAGAGGAAGGUGAUGAUGUUGGCGUUUGUUGUUGGUGGAGGUGAAAGACGAAGCUACAAUGGAAUCCUAACACUGCUAUGACGCCGUCUAGAUUAGUCCAAGUCAUCAACUAUAGUGGAGUUUACAGUCAGCACUUCUUCUGAUUUUAAUACUCGUACCAUGAAUUUACAAUUCUCAAUGCAUUUUAAUUACACAAAUGCCAUUAGAGAUACUCUCCUUGUUUCUCAAGAAGAGAAACCGGGGCACGCCCAACGAAUAGAGUCUUACAUCCAUUCACUUAUUAAUAUUGUUUAAAAAAAAUUACCCCUAGGCCCUAGUAAAUUUCCCACGGAGGACGAUAGGGCGUGGUGGUUCAAUCUUGGUAUUGACCAGUUGUAUUGAUUGAAUUCGAUCUUCCAAAACCCUUCAUUUUCUCCUCUCUUUCUUCUUCGAUCCCCAAACUCUCUGCUUUAAUCUUACCUUCAUACUCCUCUAAUGCUCUUUAUAAUACCCUUUUCAUCAUUAUAAUUAUCAACCGAUAAAGAUGAAGAUGAAAUUAUGGUUAAUUCAUGUACUAUGGUUGAUUGCUUUCUUCUUCCUCUCCAUUUUUAAACCAUCAAUUUCUCAACCUCUCUAUUCUCGCUCCUUGGUUAAACGAUCUUCUGAUCUUUCUUCUUCUGCUCUUCCUUCUUCCAGACGUGAAACUGUGCUUGUUGCUACUCUGGAUGGCACUUUAUCUUUAGUCGAGAUCAAUUCGCUUAAGAUCCUGUGGUCAAUUAAGACAGGACUUCCGAUUUAUUCAUCCUAUCAAGCUUCGCAUAAUAUUGAUCUUAAUUUAGAGAAUGUUUCUGGGCUUCGAGAUGAUACGUAUAUAGAUUGUGGAGAUGAUUGGAUUUUGUACAGACACGACCGUUCUAAGGGCAUCAUCGAGAGGCUCAAGAGUGCCAAAGAUUUGAUUAGGGAGACAAAAGGAUUAUCUAAGAAUGGAACUUCUGUAAUAAGUCAAAUGGCUACUACAGUUUUUGUAGUGGAUGCUAAGACUGGAACAAUAAUUCGUACUGUAAAGUUUUCUGAUUCUUCUGGUUUGGGGUUUGAGGAUGGUGAAAAUCCUGUUAUAAUUAGAGAUGAGGGUAAAAGUCAGAUCUCAAUUACAAGGACAGAUUAUUCAUUUCUAGCCUACUCAAAAUCAUCUGGCAAGGUUCUAUGGAAUGUCUCACUUGCUGAAUUUGAGGCCGAGUCUUUUUGUCCAAAGGUGGAUAGAUCCAUAGUGGAUAGUUUGCAGGAUCAGCUAAGCUCCGUCUACAACGGAAGAUCUGAAGCUUGUGAACCUUGUCUAAGACGUAAUAUUGUAUACCGGAUCCGUGAUCGUGGAUUUUCAGAAUUAGUUUCGCCGGAUUCUGGGGCUGGUCUAGUUAAUGACUUGCAAAGAUCACUUCCAGGGGACAGGAAGCUUCAACUACCUGGUCCUGGUCAUUUGCACUUUCCUGUGCCAAUUAGUGAACCACCUGAUGCUCAUCAUGAUUUAAAUCAGGUUCUGGCUUUGCCAGCUCCUGAAAGCGCCCAUUCCUUUGCCCACUCCGAGGUGCUGGCUUUGCCCCCUUCUGCUCACCGUAGCGGAUACACUAUAUAUCCUGAAUCAAGUUCGAAACAUUUUUUCUGGUCCCCAAUUUUCUCCGGGCUUAUACUGAUCACGGCAGUUAUUGCUGUUUUUCGAAGUGUCUUUGGUCGAGAACAUUCACAGCGUGAGGAUUUGAAAUCAAAAUCUACACCAUCAAAGAAAAAGAAACCUAGAAAGUCAGGAAUUAACAACACCAAUAUUAAUAGUGCUAAGGGAAGAAAUUUCGACGCAGAUGAUAGCUCUUUGGCUGGAUUUUCACCUAUUGAAGUGCUUAAAGAGUCCUCUUUUGCUAGUUCAGUUGAUGUUCACGUUGGUGGAUGGAAGAUUGGUAAAUUAUAUAUUUCACAAUAUGAGAUUGCGAAGGGAAGCAAUGGAACCGCUGUUUUUGAGGGUACUUAUGAUGGUCGCGCUGUGGCUGUCAAACGUCUUGUGCGUACACAUCAUGACGUGGCCCUGAAAGAAAUUCAGAAUCUUAUGGCUUCUGAUCAGCAUCCUAACAUUGUCAGAUUUUAUGGAGUGGAAUCUGAUACAGACUUCGUUUAUCUAUCUCUGGAACGCUGUUUAUGUAGUUUAAAUGAUUUGAUAUCUGUUUGUUCUGAAUCUUCACAAGCAUCAACAAGCACAGAGACUAGAGUUUCCAGCUCCAUGAGUGCGUACACUGCACAAUCACUGGAAAAGAUAGAGGCCUUCAAUGACACCUACUUAUGGAAGUCAAAUGGAUACCCUUCAACUCAGCUGUUAAAAGUGAUGAGAGAUGUUGUAUCAGGGGUUGCACAUCUUCAUGAAAUCAGCUUAAUACAUCGAGAUUUGAAGCCUCAAAAUGUUUUGAUAAUCAAAGAUAAAAAUUUCAGAGCCAAACUUUCAGAUAUGGGCAUCAGCAAGCGCCUUCCUGAAGAUAUGUCUUCCGUAACCCAAAAUGGUACAGGCAGUGGGAGUUCGGGCUGGCGAGCACCCGAGCAAUUACGUGAGAGUCGCCAUACGCGUGCAGUGGAUUUAUUUAGUUUAGGUUGUGUUCUCUUCUUCUGUCUUACAAAAGGCAAACAUCCAUUUGGUGAAAAUUUUGAGCGGGAUGCCAAUAUUGUAAAGAAUGAAAAGGAUCUAUUUUUGAUCGAAGAUGUUCCAGAAGCUUUGGAUCUUAUUACUAAUCUCUUAGAUCCUAAUCCAGAAUUGAGACCAAAAGCUGAUGUGGUAUUGCAUCAUCCAUUAUUUUGGGACUCUGAAAAGCGACUCUCAUUUCUUCGAGAUGCCAGUGAUCGUGUAGAGUUAGAAGAUAGAGAAAUCGAUUCUGACCUCUUGAAAGCGUUGGAAUCCACUGCAACCGUGGCCCUGGGCGGAAAAUGGGAUGACAAACUUGAAAGUUCAUUUCUCACCAACAUUACUCGCUACAGACGGUACAAGUAUUACAGUGUUCGUGACUUACUUCGUGUUAUACGUAACAAGUUAAAUCACUAUCGAGAGCUCCAUAUUGAGAUUCAGGAAGUAUUAGGGUCAGUUCCCGAAGGAUUUGAUAAUUACUUCAGAGAUCGAUUCCCAAAACUUCUAAUCGAGGUUUAUAAAGUGAUAUAUGAAUACUGUCAUGAGGAAGAGUUACUUGGCAAGUAUUUUAGAAAUAGUUUGUUGUAAUUAACCCCACGUUACCGCCUGGUUAUAAAUUUCCAUGUAUAUUUGUUAUCUUUACGUUUUUGUAUACAUAUAUGAUUGAUAUGUAAAUGUUUUGUUGUAAGACUUGUAACACUAUUGUUUGAUACGGGGGUCGUCUUAUGAGUAGAAGUGUCAAAACCGAACCGAUUCGAAAAAAAACAUUCGUUUUGAAUUGUAA